GAGAGAGAGAACAGGGAGCCUGCUGCCACCUCAACAUGGAGUAGCGAUAUCCCAGUAUUUACGGCUCAGGAGCGGAUCCCACAAAGAGGAAAACGCGGCGGGGCCUCUUUUCUUUUCACCCCCCGAAGCCUCCGCAAAUGAUACAGCGACAAACAUCGCCAGGAAACACGAAGGAAAAGAAAGGCUUUUUAUUUGAAAGAUGGCGAACGACUCUCCGGCUAAAAGUCUGGUAGACAUAGACUUGGCUUCAUUGCGGGAUCCAGCUGGGAUUUUUGAACUGGUGGAAGUGGUUGGAAAUGGCACCUAUGGACAAGUAUACAAGGGACGGCAUGUCAAGACCGGACAGCUGGCCGCCAUUAAGGUCAUGGACGUCACAGAGGAUGAAGAGGAGGAAAUUAAACUGGAGAUCAAUAUGCUGAAGAAGUAUUCCCACCACAGAAACAUAGCCACCUACUAUGGCGCUUUCAUUAAGAAGAGUCCCCCAGGCCAUGAUGACCAGCUAUGGUUGGUGAUGGAGUUCUGCGGUGCCGGUUCGAUCACAGACCUGGUGAAGAACACCAAAGGCAACCAGCUGAAGGAAGACUGGAUCGCUUACAUCUCCAGAGAAAUCCUCAGAGGUUUGGCCCACUUGCACGCCCACCAUGUCAUCCACCGUGACAUCAAGGGUCAGAACGUCCUGCUGACUGAGAACGCCGAGGUCAAACUGGUGGACUUUGGCGUGAGCGCCCAGCUGGACCGGACAGUCGGGAGGAGAAACACCUUCAUCGGGACGCCAUAUUGGAUGGCCCCUGAAGUCAUCGCUUGUGAUGAAAACCCAGACGCCACAUACGAUUACAGAAGUGAUCUGUGGUCCUGUGGUAUCACGGCUAUUGAGAUGGCUGAAGGAGCGCCACCGCUGUGUGACAUGCACCCAAUGCGUGCGCUCUUCCUCAUCCCAAGAAACCCUCCCCCCAGGCUCAAAUCUAAAAAAUGGUCCAAAAAGUUCUUCAGCUUCAUCGAGAGCUGUCUGGUGAAGAACUACACGCAGCGCCCCCCCACAGAGCAGCUGCUGAAGCACCCCUUCAUCCGAGACCAGCCCAACGAGAGGCAGGUCCGCAUCCAGCUCAAAGACCACAUCGACCGCACCAAGAAGAAGAGGGGAGAGAAGGAUGAGACGGAGUAUGAGUACAGUGGCAGUGAGGAGGAAGAAGAGGAUCCUCCAGAGCAGGAGGGAGAGCCCAGCUCCAUUGUCAACGUGCCGGGCGAGUCGACUCUGCGCCGCGACUUCAUCCGCCUGCAGCAGGAGAACAAGGAGCGGUCGGAGGCACUGCGCCGCCAGCAGCUCCUCCAGGAGCAGCAGCUCCGUGAGCAGGAAGAGUACAAGCGCCAACUAUUGGCAGAGAGGCAGAAACGCAUCGAGCAGCAGAAGGAGCAGAGGAGGCGGCUGGAGGAGCAACAACGACGCGAACGCGAGAUGAGGAGGCAACAGGAGCGUGAGCAGCGUCGUCGUGAGCAAGAGGAGAAGAGGCGCAUCGAGGAGAUGGAUCGCAGGCGGAAAGAAGAGGAGGAACGCCGGCGGGCUGAAGACGAGAAGAGGAGGAACGACCGUGAGCAGGAGUACAUCCGCCGUCAGCUGGAGGAGGAGCAGAGGCACCUUGAGAUGCUGCAGCAGCAGCUGCUCCAUGAACAGGCCAUGCUGCUGGAGUUCAAGUGGCGGGAGCUGGAGGAGCAGCGCAAGGCCGAGCGACUCCACAAGCGCCUGCAGCAGGAGCAGGCUUACCUGCUGUCGCUGCAGCACGAACGCAAACAACAACAGCAGCCCUGCGACAGGACCAAAGACUUAAACAAACCCCCCUCCUCGUCCGAUCUUACAAAACCUCCGCAGACCUCUGCAGCGCCCCCUGAUAGAGUCCUCACCACCACCCCACAAGCUCAGGUCCUCGACAGCCCCGUUGCUCUAGCGAGAGGCGCCUCUGAGCCCUCCAAAACCCUGCAGACAAAUCCCUCAGACACCACUAAACCCCAGGCCCCAGUCCCAGAGACGACUGACUCUGAUGAGGCCUGUUCCUCCCAGCUCAGUUCCAGCCCCACCCAGGCAGAAACCCCCACUGACCCCAAACCCCCCCAUGCAGAGCGCUUGGAGCCCGAUAGGCCUGCCGAGCCUGUCAGUCAUCCUCCUCAGCCUGUCAGAGAGGCUGAUGAGCGGUACCGCAAGAACAUUCAGGGCUCCCCUCAGACCGCCCCGCCUCCCAAGCAGCCCCCUCUGCCCCCCCGCUCCUCUGAACCCUUCUCUAAUGGCGGCCCCUCCUCCGAGGCGUCCGCCAUGCACCGGCCCAUGGAGCCACAGGUCCAGUGGUCUCACCUGGCCGCUCUAAAGAGCAGCAACAGCGCCGCCCCCUCUCCUCCUCCUCCUCCUCCGCCCGUGGUGUCUCGCUCGCAGUCCUUCAGCGAGCCUGGCGGCGUGGCCUCUAGCUUUGCACAACUCCACCUGCGCUCCCAGGACCCCCACCAUCACCACCACCACCAAUCGCCCGCACGCACUGACCCCCAGCCCCAACUCCCCCACCACCACCACCACCCCCAGGCCCAGCCGCGGGCCGAGCACCCGGCCCCAGCCCCCAGCGACGAGGUGCCUCCCAGGGUGCCGGUGAGGACGACAUCCAGGUCUCCCGUACUGUCGCGCCGAGAGUCUCCUCUACCGACACAGCCCGGCAACCAGGGUGGACAGAGGAACGCUGGCAGUAAUGCAGAGCAGCGUCCGCUGUGGGACCGGGUGGAGAAGCUGCAGCCCCGGCCAGGCAGCGGCAGCUCCUCCGGCUCCUCCAACUCCAGCUCCCAGGCCAGCUCCGGAGACCGCUUCAGGCCACGCUGUGAGUCCCCUGCUUCCUCCAAGUCUGAGGGAUCACCUCUCCAGCGGCCUGAGAACGCUGCCAAAAAACCUGAUGACAAGAACCUCGCCAGACCCAACCGGCCAGCUGACCUGACAGCUCUUGCCAAAGAGCUUCGUGCGGUAGAUGACGUGCGGCCACCCCACAAGGUGACCGACUACUCCUCCUCAAGUGAGGAUUCAGGCACUACCGAUGAAGACGACGAUGAGGAGGUGGACCAGGAGGCAGGAGAAGAGUCCACCUCGGGAGCAGAGGACUCCAGGGCCGGGAGGCUGAGUAACGGGGAGACGGAGUCCCUGAAGACGAUGCUGGCUGAAGACUCAGAGAGCGACCAAGCCACCACGCCCUCCAAGGACGGCACCCUGGUCAUCAGACAGAGCACCGGUGACAUAAAGCGGUUGGUCAAUAUGUCAUCCUCCUCUUCCUCGGCUGGCCCUGGUCACGGCCACGGCCAGCCGCACCCCCCCAGCCAUGGCCACCCGGAGAAAAAUGGCUUUGCCAGCCGCAUACACCACCUACCAGACCUUAUCCAGCAGAGCCAUCACCCCCCUACCUCUGCCACAUCCAUACCUUCCUCCUCCUCCUCCUCUUCCUCCUUCCCCUCAUCAUCUAGCCAUGCCAGCCCUGCCAUGUCCCCCCAGAACCCCCUGGACAAGCUCACUGCCAUGGAGACCCAGUCGGCCAGCAACACCAUGACGAAACACAAGUCCUCCUCUUCCUUUACUCCAUUUAUCGACCCACGCCUCCUCCAGAUCUCCCCUUCCAGCGGCAGCUCCUUAAACAACAUGGCUGGAUUUGGGCAGGACGGACGCCUGGCGGACGCCUUGAGGUCCGACCCGUCCCGUAAGGGCUCGGUGGUCAACGUCAACCCGGUCAACACGCGCCCGCCGAGCGACACGCCGGAGAUUCGCAAGUACAAGAAGAGGUUCAACUCUGAGAUUCUGUGUGCUGCACUCUGGGGAGUGAACCUGCUGGUGGGGACAGAGAGCGGUCUGAUGCUGCUGGACCGGAGCGGUCAGGGAAAGGUUUACCCACUGAUCAACAGGCGACGCAUCCAGCAGAUGGACGUCCUGGAGGGACUCAACGUCCUGGUCACCAUAUCAGGUAAGAAGAACAAGCUGCGAGUGUACUACUUGUCGUGGCUCAGGAACAAGAUUUUGCACAACGACCCAGAGGUGGAGAAGAAGCAGGGCUGGGUCACCGUGGGUGACCUGGAGGGCUGCGUCCACUACAAAGUCGUCAAGUACGAGAGGAUCAAGUUUUUGGUGCUGGCCUUGAAGAACUCUGUGGAGGUGUACGCCUGGGCCCCCAAACCCUACCACAAGUUCAUGGCUUUCAAGUCUUUUGGUGACCUGGUGCAUAAGCCCCUGCUGGUCGACCUGACGGUGGAGGAAGGCCAGAGGUUAAAGGUCAUCUAUGGCUCCUGCUCAGGCUUUCAUGCUGUGGAUGUGGACUCUGGCGCUGUGUAUGACAUCUACCUGCCCACACAUAUCCAGACCAACAUCCAGUCCCAUGCCAUCAUCAUCUUGCCCAACACGGACGGGAUCGAGCUGCUGGUGUGUUACGAGGACGAGGGCGUCUAUGUCAACACCUACGGCCGCAUCACCAAGGACGUGGUGCUGCAGUGGGGAGAGAUGCCCACCUCAGUGGCCUACAUUAGGUCGAACCAGAUCAUGGGCUGGGGAGAGAAGGCCAUAGAGAUCCGCUCGGUGGAGACGGGCCACCUGGACGGCGUCUUCAUGCACAAGAGAGCCCAGAGACUCAAGUUCCUUUGUGAAAGAAAUGACAAGGUCUUCUUUGCAUCUGUGCGCUCCGGCGGCGCCAGCCAGGUCUACUUCAUGACCCUGGGACGCUCCUCCCUGAUGAGCUGGUAGUCGGGAUGCCGGCGCUCACGUGCGAACACGCCAGACACCGUGACGACCACACUGAAGCAGCGACCAACGGACGACGAUUGUGACGACAAACCAACGACCAUGAAGACGAGUACCACCUUGAACCCGAAUCGGAGAAAUGACCCUCACUAAAGCAUCGAGACGGAGGGGGGAUAUGUCUUCCUCGGGACAGAAAAAUAAUAUUUGGACUAUAUAAUCACAAAAGGGGGAAGGGUUGGACUAGGGAGGGGCAGUUUCCCUUUUUGGGCGGGAGGGCCGUUCUGUUUCCAUUGAGAACGAAAAAAAAAAAAAAAAAAACCAAGAGCCUCCCGGUUGUUCUCACCCCAGCCCUGCUGUUCCAUCUUUGAGCCAAUCCCCUCCUCUUCCACUGCGGGACGUGGGAUCCGUUGCCUGUUGAUGCUAAACCUUUAUGUGUCAUAGUACAAUUUAGCAUUGUGUGUAUGUGUGUGUGUGUGUGAGAGAGAGAGAGACACUGAGCAUGUGAAUGACUGAGAAAGGGAGACACAAUGAAAGAAGGGGAGGGUGCAUUGGGGCAAAAAAAAGGCGGCUGCAUGCGGCUGUCGAUGUAUUGAAGAAGGCGAAUACGUGCCAGACCCUCUGCGGGUCCUCGCUGUUUGUUGCUGUGUUUAGUACAAGUCAUGUUCAGGUAAAAUUAACACCGUUUUUUUUCCACCAGGGUAGAUUUCCAUGUCAAGCAUUUUUUUUUUUUUUUGUCAGAUAAACACUAAUCCAAAUGCCACAGCCGCCGUUUUUUUUCUUCCCGUGAAUCAUGCUUGACAUGCAAAUCUGGUUUGCUCGUUCUUCACUUGUUUGCCUUCUUCUCCUUAAAGUGAAGAUCGAUUGAUGCAUUUUUUUUUUUUUAAGGAACCUCCUUGGUAUUUCCAUCACAUACAGGGUAUCGGUUGUCCGCUUGUACAUACUCAACCACAGGAACCUUUGAGGGAAGCAAACACGGACUCCUCCAGGGCUUUCUUACACUUUCCUCAACAUGUGCCACAUUGCCUCCGAUAGGUCAUGUUGGACAGACGCUUAGCCCUGUUUAUGACUGAAUGUUGUAUUCCUAAAAUCAGCAGAAUUACCCCCGACAUUUCAUACACUGUACAGUUUUAAUGUGACUUGCUGCACAUAAAUAACACUUUAAAAAUGCAGGAAGCACCAUUCAAUGAAUUUAUCAAGGAAAAAUCCACCGUCACACACUCUAACGCUGUUUUAUGUAACCUAUGAUCUAUGACUUCCGGGAAGUAUUUUGCCGUUUAUUGUCGGCUUGUGUAUCUCGCUUCAGUUAGUGACUUCCUACAUUUCCCAGAAUGCCUUUUGACAUCCUCUAGACAGCCCGACAGUGACGUCUCAGCUUUGAGUUGUGCAUAUAGAUGGAGAGAGCAGUGUGAACAAUGUCUUAGAGCAAGACAGAGUGCUUUUCCGCCGAGACAAAGAAAGAUUUGACCCUCUUCCUCAAAACACACCUCGUCUUACGCCUGCAUUGCAUUGUUCUUCCGUUUUUAAGAGACUGACACUAAAAUCUGAUGUGUGUUUUAGAUCGUUCCAACAUUUCCUCCCAUCAAACUCCACCGUAGCUGCACUAGAAACUACAUUUGGCCAGUUAUCUUGACAAAUUCGCCAUAAAUCAUCGAAAUGGGGCCAGAAAUGCAGCAGCAGCUUUUUUCUGAGUGUUCCAGUGUUGUCGGGUGGAUUUUUCCUUCAGCGUCAGUCAUCAGUCAUAACCAGGGCUGGAAUAAACUGUGAAUCAGACGAGCAGAAUUAGAGCGGGUGGCCAUUUAGGUAGCAUGGCAGCCGGUGGGCAGACCUGCCAGCGAGGUGCGAAGGCCUCUGAGUAAGACGGCGCUCGCUCGGAGGGCUUGAGAAGGAGCUUUGAGCGUCGUGUCGGCGACUCCCCUCCGCCCGCGUGACGUUUAAAGCCCCAUCACGUCCGACAUCAUCCAACUCUGUAUCUUGAAUGAGACUUUUGUUUUCAUGUUGGGCUCAACAGUUGCCUUAGAAUGGUCUCCAGCUGAAGGAAAAGGUGUUUUUUUUUUUGUG
Myripristis murdjan (pinecone soldierfish) is the source of this 6796-nucleotide messenger RNA. RefSeq names its product mitogen-activated protein kinase kinase kinase kinase 4-like. Gene Ontology annotation, cellular component: cytosol. Bases 200 to 4741 code for a protein of 1513 amino acids. NCBI's taxonomy places the organism in Eukaryota, Metazoa, Chordata, Actinopteri, Holocentriformes, Holocentridae. Gene Ontology annotation, molecular function: protein kinase activity; ATP binding. The record is from RefSeq and is a predicted model, not a curated record. The transcript has 32 exons. Gene Ontology annotation, biological process: protein phosphorylation.